AUGACGAAGGUAGAGGAAGAACGGGGGAAAGAGAAAAGGGUAGAGUUGAAAUGCUGUGGAGCUAAUAGUUUCGAAGAUUGGAGAAGAAGUGCAUGGUUGAUGCAUACGCCAUUAGAGAAGCGACUUGUACCAGAUUCAUGUUGUAAAACAGAAAUACCAAUGUGUGGGAAAAGUGACCAUCCCAGCAAUAUUCCUUAUACGGGUUGUAUACACAGUAUGACUGAUAGAUUGGAGCAUCAACUUUGGCUUUUAGGAGCAGUAGGCCUGGGAAUGUGCGCUUUGCCCGUAUUUGGAAUGAUAUUCAACUGUUGCCUUUAUAUAAAAUUGAAAGAUUUUAUUGACGAUUGAAAAAAAUUAUUUGAAAUUAUUUUAACGUACAAAUGAGGAGAAAUUUGCUUAUACCAAAGCUGAAUAUUGUAAAAAACAUUUAUUGUAU
Messenger RNA from Ctenocephalides felis (cat flea), 436 nucleotides. Its product is annotated as CD151 antigen-like. The transcript is spliced from 3 exons. Lineage: Eukaryota; Metazoa; Arthropoda; Insecta; Siphonaptera; Pulicidae. The record is from RefSeq and is a predicted model, not a curated record. The coding region runs from base 1 to 348 and encodes 115 amino acids. Gene Ontology annotation, cellular component: membrane.